This is a messenger RNA of Tripterygium wilfordii, 2018 nucleotides long. RefSeq names its product putative E3 ubiquitin-protein ligase RING1a. The coding region runs from base 158 to 1582 and encodes 474 amino acids. Lineage: Eukaryota; Viridiplantae; Streptophyta; Magnoliopsida; Celastrales; Celastraceae. The transcript has 10 exons. The record is from RefSeq and is a predicted model, not a curated record.
UUCCCUUCUCUCUCUCGUUCUCCUCGUCGUCUCUCUCUCUCUCUCUCUGUUUCUUCCACAUCGGCGGAGAGAAGAGAAAGCUCAACUCGCUCACCAAUCCCUUACUCGGUACGCCGCACCGACCUCCGCAAUCGCCGCCGAAACAGAGCCAUUCAACAUGCCUGCGCACAAGCGGCCUCUGCUUCCAGACAAUCUAAGCAAUGAAGACCCCGAACAAGAAAACCACCAGCAGCAUAGCAAGCAAUCACAACCUGAAGAUCCAGAACUUGAAGAGAAGCCACAGGAACGGGAAGAAGAGGAGGAGGAGGAGGAGGAGGGAGAGGCAGACCGAGUGGAAGAACUUGAAGAAGAAGGAGCAGAGUCUGAAGCUGAGAGUGAAUCUUCAAGUUCUGAAGAAAAACCAGAAUUUGUCUAUGUGGAGCUGCCAGACAUUCGUAAAGAUGUGCAAUGCCCCAUUUGUCUUGGGAUCAUAAGGAAAACACGAACUGUGAUGGAGUGCCUGCACCGCUUUUGCAGGGAAUGCAUUGACAAGUCAAUGCGGUUGGGGAACAAUGAGUGUCCUGCUUGCCGCACGCAUUGUGCAAGCCGGCGUUCUUUGAGAGAUGAUCCAAAUUUUGAUGCCCUAAUUGCAGUUUUGUAUCCUGAUAUCGAUAAAUAUGAGCAGCAGGAAUUUGCUUUCCAAGAGGAGGAUGAGAACCGAAAUAAGCAGAUUCAAGCUUCAAUUGCUGAAAUAUUUCAACGGCAAUCAGAAGCACUGGUUAGAAAACGCCCACUGGGUAAAGAAGCAGGAGGUCCUUUGAUGACAAGGCCACAACGUAGUACUCGGACUUUAUUUUCAAGAAGGAGACGGAACACUAGAGGCGCUGAGCCUCAGGCCUCUGAAGAUAAUGAGGAUGGAAAUGAAGAUAAUGGAGGCAAGGAUUCAUCUUCCGCUGAUGAGCACUCAGUCUCCGUCGAAAUAAGGCCGAGAAGGCGCAAGAGAAGGACUGCACCGCGGUCUUUCCACCCGACUUCAUCAGCAAUCAAACCAGAUGGCGGGGGUGCUGAAAAUGAUUUAAUAGGGAACAGGGAGAAAAGGGGACCAUCUCCUGGGCUUGUGUGGAACACAGAAAUGCUUGCUUGGGGCAGAGGUGGUCUUAGAAGUAACACACGGCAUGGAAAUGCUGGUGGCGGCAACAAUAGAAAUUCUCAAAGCAAUCGCUUGUCGAAGCUCGUGGAACAUCUCCGGGGCACUGAGGAAAAUGAUGAUGAGUUAAAUGUUCAUCUCAUGCUUGUUUCUUUGGACAAACAAAGUAUGCCAAGUUUGCAACGGCCAUACCUUUGCUGUCGACCAAGCGUGUCAGUUAAACAACUAUGUGAUUAUGUUGCUCACCGAACAGAACUGCAGUCUGAAGAAGUUGAAAUAUUAGUAAAAGGGUAUCUAAGUGAUGGUGAGAACCGAUCCACUCCAAAUCCUUCGAGCUCCAUUGAUGAUGAGAUGAAAGUUUUGGAGGGGAAAGAUACGUUGGUAAAGAUUAAAGACAAGUGGCCAUACAGUAGGCAUGGUUUGGUUCUUACAUAUCGCCAGAAAGCGAGUAGUUAGACAAACUCAUUAGCUGAUGGAAAUUGAGAGCUACAUGUAAAUAUACUCAGGAUCUUGAAUUGUCUACUACUCUACUCAAAGCAUUGAUACAGUUGCCUUCUUUUCCUACUGAAAGUCAAAAGCAAAGUGUUGAUACAGCUUUCUUCUUGACAACAUAUUUGGAUAUGGUGUGUUAAUUUAUGAAUUUUUAUUUCAACACUGAGGAAUUCAUUUCAUAAGGUACUUACUUAACAUGUUAAUGCUGCUUUUCUGUGGAUUCCUUUAUUUACAAACAAUGUUGCAUUCUAUGUAAGUUCAUUUAUGAAUUCCUAUAUUGGGCAUGUUGCAAUCACCAGCUAAUGGUAGCUGAAAGUUGAAGAUCAUGUUUCUGACUUCACAUUGAUGUAUUGGGAUAUGCUAUUUCCACUUUGAUCCUUGCAUGAAUAAUGUUUGCUCA